AUGGUAACUGACCUCGCUUCAAGGUUGGGUCUCGAUAACGACGAAAAGAAGUUAGGUCUCAAAACAUACAGGAUGGAGAUCUAUCGCAAACACCAACGACAAUCAGUGUUGGGUAAGGAUGUGGUCGAUGCUCAAGGCAAGGAUGAUUCUUUCCUCAAUACGCCACCAAACGUCUCAAAGGUGCUCACCAAGUUCAUAUUGAGUAGUGCAAGCAAUGAUCCCCAGGGUGAGCAACAGUUGGUUCUAUCAGAUGCCGAUCACAGGGUGGAGUGGUUGAACAGGACAACACGAGAAUACAAGGARCGCGAUACAAUGGCCUUAGGUAUGACUGUGACAGACGAUGAUAUUAAACAGAUGCAUGCAACGAGGUCGGCGACAAUACUCAACACACUGCAGCGAUGGGGAAGAGACCUGUUGGAUACAAACAAACGCAAUGCCAUACCAGUUGAAGACCGACGUCAGUUGGAACUCUACUUCACACAACUCAACAUGCAACCAGACAGUGCACGUGGGGAUACUGAACCAGACGAACGCACCAAGUCAACACUGGCAAGAGUUGUCGAGAAACAUGCGAAUGAGCAACGAGUCGAACAACUGAACCAUCGACUUGUCCAUGAUAUUGACGACGAUGAUCAUCUUAACCGUGCAGUGGUUGUCAACUCUAUCGCCAAGCUUGACAAAGACGUUGGUCGAGUCGACAAGCAAUUGGAGCAUAUCCUGUCUGGUGGAGAUCUUGGUAAACUCCCCAUCAUCGGUGGUGGUGAUGGUGUUGUUGCAGAAGAUGAUGAUCCAACCAAGCUCAGAGUUCAUGACAAGGAGUUCAACAGGAUAACAUCUAAAGCAAAUCUCAAGAGUAUUGAUAUCAACAAUGUUGUGAUCAAGUUUGAUAAGAUGCAACAGGAGAAACAGACACUUGUCGAUGCUGUCUCUCAGUUUGAUCAAUCAUUCCAACCCGACCAAGUAAUCAAUCAACUCAAGGAACUGUUCAGUCCAUACUCUGAUGCAUUGGCAACUAUUAAACGUAAUGGAACAGACGAGUUC
Molecule: messenger RNA, 1041 nt
Organism: Acytostelium subglobosum LB1
Lineage: Eukaryota; Evosea; Eumycetozoa; Acytosteliales; Acytosteliaceae
Exons: 3
Source: RefSeq, a predicted model, not a curated record